AUGAUGCUAGCAUCUGCUGGACUGUAUAUAUUACGUAAUCAACUAAGGAAUUUAUUAAAUUUGACUGACACUAUAGAAGAUCUACCUGUAAAUAAUGAUCAAAAUUCCACUGAAAAUCUAUUAAAGGCGAUUAAUACGAUAAAAGAACAAACGCCAAUCGCUAUUCGUAAUUUUUCAUCUCAAUAUGGAUCGAAUGGUAGUGACAGUUAUGUUGUAUCGAAUGUAUGUUCAAAUCCUGAAAUAUAUCCCUUAUAUGGAGAUUCAACACAUGCACUUGUAUUUCGUACGUACGGUCCAUGGUGGAUUAAUUUGCCAUCGUAUCAAGAAACAAAGAAUUUUACUCGAUGGGAAAAUCAUUUUACUAGUCGAGAUUUUAUUGAUAUUGAAUUUCGAGAUUUUGUUUAUGAAUGUUAUAGUUUGAAUAUUUAUGAAACAUAUAAUCCGGGAACACUCGAAGUUGUUUAUGUUGGAAAAGAAGAUCACUAUGGAAAUAUAAUUUGGCAUAGAAUUUGGUCGUUUCCUCAACCAUUUAGUAUUGUUUUAAGUAAUAGUGAAGAAAUAAUUAUUGAAAAUGGUCUUCAAUCAACGAAUGAUUUAUUUCCUGAUCAUAUCAAAACUGAUUCAUCUGUUCUACAAACAUUAAAUUUAAAUGCUUAUACACGCCAUACUUGUCCACCGGCCGCUCGUUUACCACGCAUUGUGAAAAUUUCGUUAAAAGAUAAAAUUUCAUUUCCAACACGAUUGAUUCGUUUGGAAUUUGAUCAUAGCACAGUCAGCUAUUAUUCCGAAAUCGAUACCGUUAUUUUAUCUGGAAAAAUUCUACCUACUGAUUCAGUGUUAAACGAAAGUAAUGAACAAAGAGAACCGUCUUUAACAACAAUAAUAGACGAACAAAACAAAGAAUCAAAUUCUUCCAUGGAUUUAUCAAAACUUCCUUUUGAUAUUUUAUUUAUAAUUUGUUCUUAUCUUGAUUUACGUUCAUUAAUUCGAUUGUCGUCCACAUGUCAAACAUUGCAUAAUCAAUGUCUUCAUCCAUUACAAUUUCAAUCCCUCAAUUUACAACCCUACUGGAAUGGCAUAACAAAUUUUACUAUAGAAAAUUUCUUUUUACGUCAUUGCACUCGAACUCGAUAUAUUUCAUUAGCUUGGUCAAAGUCAUUACAGUGUUCAUCGUUCAAUCAAUUAUUAAACGUUUGUUCGAAUGGUCUUGUACAAUUAAAUCUUGCUUGUUGUCAAUAUUUAAAUGGGCUUUAUAUAAAAAUAAUUGUUAAUUGUUGUCCAAAUAUUGAAAUAUUAAAUUUAGAAAAUUGUAUUUCAUUAAACAAUUUGGAUUUUAUACCAUUAAAAUAUCUUGAUCGUGUUCGAUCAUUAAAUGUUUAUAGAACAAAAAUUGAUUAUAGAACUUUAUUGCCAUUUAUUGAUAAUAAUAAAAAAAAUUUAGAACAUAUUAAUUUAGGGAGUUGCCAAAAGCUUAGUGAUACUAUUGGUAUGAUUAGACUAUUAUUUUCUCGUUGUACAAAUCUUCGGUCCGUUGACCUUUGGCGUACAUAUGGUUUAACACAAAAUGGAUUUUUCUCUCUUGUUGGCUCACACUUCGAUACUGGAGAAGAAAAACGACGAAUAUUGAAUUUAUCAAGAGAUGAACAAGAAGAAUUAGCUAUUCUCUAUUCAAGUGUUAAUAUGCCUAUCGGUAUCAAUUCAUUAAUAAAUAUGAAAUAUUUAAGAGAAAUUGAUCUCGGUUGGACAGAUCCGCCAUCUGGUUUUAUAAGAAGUUUUGUACAACAAGUGGGGCAUUCCUUAAUUAAACUUUUCUUAACAGCUUGCCGACGUGUUAAUAAUGAAGAUAUAAUGGCAGUCAGUGAACACUGUCUUCAAUUACGUCAACUUGAUCUACUAGGAUCAAGUAUAAUUAUUGAAUCAACAGUUGAGUGUGUAUUAAAACGUUGCUUAUAUUUGGAAUUCCUUGAUUUAUCAUUUUGCGAUAAAAUAUCAAAUGAAACCGUAUCCAUAUGGAUGUGCCAAUAUAAAAAUUGUUUCAAAAGAAGUUAUUCACCAAGGAUGAAUGAUGAUAUUUACACAGAAUUUGACUAA
This is a messenger RNA of Rotaria socialis, 2091 nucleotides long. NCBI's taxonomy places the organism in Eukaryota, Metazoa, Rotifera, Eurotatoria, Philodinida, Philodinidae. The record is from the annotation of a GenBank genome assembly.